Molecule: messenger RNA, 9093 nt
Organism: Heterostelium album PN500
Lineage: Eukaryota; Evosea; Eumycetozoa; Acytosteliales; Acytosteliaceae
Exons: 11
Coding region: 1-9093 (3030 amino acids)
Biological process (GO): apoptotic DNA fragmentation
Molecular function (GO): deoxyribonuclease II activity
Source: RefSeq, a predicted model, not a curated record
AUGACAACCAGUAGAGAUUUCUGCUUUAGAAAAUGUGAUGAUCAUCAGAAUUUUAUGAUUAUAAUUAAAUUCACAAUUAUAUCAUUGAUAUUGCUGUCAUUGAUCAGUUUGUCGAGUGGGACACUCACUUUUAAGUAUCUUCCGGCAAAGAUACCAAAGAAUGCAGGUUUCAAAUUCUAUGAAAUCGAUGCGAGUUUCGAUGUCACCGCUUACAACAGUCCUACUCAGCUCAAAGUACAGAGUCUUCAACCAACUGGUCAGAAGCGAAUGACUUGUUUUUCACUUGGAAAAUCUCAGAGUAAUGCAAUCUACAAGUUGCAUGCCGAGUGCCAAUUGACCUAUGUUGGAGAUUAUAUAAUUGAAUUGACAGGUGUUACCGAUAAAGCAAAGUAUACACUUGAUCUUUCAAAUUUAAUAUUUCCAAAUCAAAUUAUUCCAGGAACAUCUGUAACUUUUUCAGCUGAUAUGGUUGAUGGUGUUAAUGUGUUUGCACUCACUGACAAUGUCAAUCCAGCAAUGAAUAUUGUUCCAACUAGAUUGAAUGCUCAAACUAUGGAAGUAGCAAUCCCACCAGGUUUGACAUCAGGUCUAUAUUCCUAUUAUUUCGUAGGUAAUGCCGGAAAGCUAUUACCAACACAAAUAUUUACUGUUGAUGUAUUUCAACCAUUUGUAAAUAGUGCAGAGGUAGUUGAUUAUGUACCAUUUCCAACUAUUAGAAUCAGUGGAAAUGGAUUGGACAAUAACAAUGUACCACCUGUUAUCACUAUAAAUGGUGAUAACUGUUUAGUUUUUGGUGUAAUAAGUACAACUUCGAUUACUUGUAAAACCAAUAUUAUAGUUCCAGGUGUCUAUCCGAUUGAAAUUGAUUUGACAACAUAUCCAGCACCAUCGAAUAUUCAUAAUAUUGAUAUAAACUAUCAUGCAUCAAUUAAUGCCAAUAGAGUUUUUCCUUCUCUGUUGGGUGGUGAAAUGAUAGUCUAUACUAGAGAGGUUGCAAAUGGUCAGAUUCCAAAUUUCCAUUUCGAUUACAAUCCCGCUGCACUUUUGGCUAGAACCGGUGGUUAUGUCAAUAUCGAUGGAUUGCAAUAUGCAGAGAUUAGGGUUAGCAUUCCAGCUAAUACACCCGGUCAGUUUAAUAUCAUGAUGAGUUGGGUGACCGGUGCAAAUCCGCCAAUUGCAAUCCCAGAUACAACUAUCGCUAUUACCUAUCUCGCCACUCCACCUCAGCUACAAACAAUCUCUCCACCUAUGGCCAGAUUUACACCUUCGUUUACCAAUUUCAAUACCAAUCCAAUCAGAACACAAAUAACCAUUGGUGGCACCAACUUUGUAGACAGCAUUGCACCCACUGUCCAACUGACAGGAGUGAAUCCCACCACCGGAAAUCUCUUCACAAUCGCCUGUGAAGAUAUACGUGUACAAACCAAUAUAUUCUGUACUGUCAAGAGUCCCUUUGAAAUAGAAUAUUCUGUUCAAGUUUCUUAUAGUCCACAGCUAGUUUCCAAUACUAUUAAUAUUCGAUUCUAUGGUUUAUCUUGUUUGGGUAGAACACAACAACUGCCAUCGGUGCUACCGAAUCCACCUGUCGAUUGGUCAUUCACCUUUAAGUUUCGUGAGACAGAAGACACUCCUGACUAUGAAAAAGAUAGUUACUUAUACCUAGACAAUCAGUAUGACACUGCUGCCGUACAAAGAUUACAGGGCUUGACCGAUACCACUACUGAGUUGUCUCCUCUGGCUGCGACAUUCGACCAAAUUCAAUAUGGCUACUCCUACUAUUUCUAUAAUGAUCAAGUUGGAAUGCGUAAACCCGAUGGUCACAAAGUAAAAGAUACAGAAGAUCCACUAGCAAAUUUCCAUAUCUAUUCGAAAGGAACCAAUUGGGGACAUACCAAAGGUAUGGUUAUCUAUGACCAUGACACUGGUUCAGGACUUCACAUUAUCCAUUCUCAGCCAUAUUGGCCAGCAUUUACGUUCAACGGUGCAACGCUGCCCACUAAAAAAGUUCCUGGACCACCACCCUACGAGUACUACGGUAUCGAUACACCCAAUUGGCUUGGUGACAAAUCACUCAACCAACAUUUCUUCUGCUAUACAUUCGGUCCCCACGAUAAUGCCAAUCCAGACACCACCGGUAUCAACUUUGUAUCUAAAUUCAUCUCUCAAAACAAUCCAAUGUUAUUCCAAUCAGUCUAUCACGGACUACCUAAUAUCUACAAACAACUUGAUAUUCUUUUAAAUCCAGAUCAUCUUGCAAUUAGAGCAAUUGUAGAUAAUUGUAAAGCAGUCGUUACAGCAAAAGGUAAUUUAAAAGAUAAUUGUUGGUGGAAAUAUAAUUUCAGAACAAAAGGUGGAAAUUUGUUGGAUUUGUUUGCAAAAACAUCGAAUAAGUAUGAAGAGCAAAUGGUUCCUCAAGUAUCUGCUAGUGCCACAGCACUAAGGAUCAGAAAUACCAAUUCUCACUUCAUGCUAGACGGUAUCGAUAUCUAUGAGAAAAUGUUGGACGUCUUCAAUGACUUGCCUCCACCUCGUGUCAGACCGUUCUUUGUUCAGACACUUGAGUUGGGUGUAGGAAAGCGAGCUUACCAAACACUCGAUCGACAGAAACUACUCUCUAAUGUCGAGUACACACUUCACAGUACCGAUAUCAUGGAGAAUCUACGAUCGAUACAACACCGUGCCGACAGAGACCACUCCAAGUUGAUGUAUAAUAUGCAAGCACAGCCAUUCUCCACGCUUCGUUACGACAAUAUUUUCUGUGCCGGUGAUAGCAAUCGUCAUAACGGACAGGGUAUUCGUGGUGGUGGAGCAGCCUGCAUUUUCAGUCCGGUGCUUGUAAACUAUUUUUCAAAUAGAGUUGCCCGUUAUUCAAAUGUUGUUCCAAUCAACGUUGGUGCCAAUCUCUUUGGAAUCCAAUCGAUGGAUCUUCCAGUUUGGAUGAUAAAUUCAAUCAUUCAAGUGAGGAUCAAACCAACCGAUAUUCUAAUAGCUGUUCCAUCGGGAAGUGUUUUCGAGGUGUUCCAAACUGUCACUUAUGAUAAGGGAGUUACUCACCAUGCAAUUCCAACCAUACCAAGAACCUACGGUACAACAGACAUCACAAGUCAAUUCGAAACCGAGAUGUUUAUCUAUCGUAGUGACAUCAAUGAAAAGGCAGAAUGGACCGAAACAUGGUCAUUCUCAAUCACUGCCAACAAACCAAAUCCAAUACAUAUUCAACAGUUGUAUGCAUUACAAACCGCACAAUUUUCAGUGUUUGCAUGUAAUCGUAUUGUAUCUCCAUGUGAUAUUGAAAGUUCAUAUAGAGUAGAUACCGCAUUUGACUUGGCAACAAACCCAUUUCAAUAUCUCUAUCAUCCAGUCAUCGAGUUUGUAACACACGCCAAUUUCAUGAUACCAUCUAACAACCCAAUGCCAUUUAUCAAUCAUUUCAUCGAAUAUCUCAUAGCAAACUGCCUCAAUUGGUUAGCCGUAUCACCAACCUAUGAAAUUGUAGUAACAACACCAGGUACUGAAAGUAGAGUGGAGAAUGGACAGUUACAUAUUCAUAAUAUUCAGUGUCAAGAAGAAAUAGCAUUCGUUCUCACUUGGAAAUCAAUUCUUUUACUCAUCCAACAAAGAGACAAUACUGUUACAGUUGAUAAUAAUAUUAUUAAAGGAAUUUCAUGGGCUAUUUCUAAACAUUUAAUUAAUUUAAUGAGAGGUUCAAUAAAUUCAAAUAUUGAUGUAUGUUUUAGUUUGAAUCCUGAAAGAAAAACACCAGUUGAUCUUGAAGGUAUGCCAAAUAAUAUCGAUCCACCUUCAGCCUAUUGGUAUGCUGCCACUGUUUGGGAUUGGUUAGAUACACAAGAUGAUCAAAAGUUGGGCCCUGUCAAUGGUGUUUCCUCCGAUACACACGAAGAUAAAAACCAAGGUCGUGAAAUUCCAUGGCAAACAAUCCUCGACCAAGCGAUGCAUGCUCAGACCAUUGUCAAUAUCUACAAGAACCUUCCAAUGGCCAACCAAGUCAAAGAGAAUGCAGAUAUUAUUCUUUACAAUGGAUUUGAUCCUGCUUUAAUAACUGCUAGUAGUCGUAAUAGAUUAAUGUCAUCAACAGCAAAUCCACAGUCAUAUUAUUAUAAUAUGCUUGAGCAAACACUUGUCGAACCUGGAUAUUUCACAAGUUAUCAACUCACUUCUCUUUCUCCAAUUCAAUUGGAAGAGCUGUAUUCAUCAAUUUUCUCAAAAUGGGAGACAAAUCAAGCCAUUCAAAUAUUAUUGGAGAAUCCAUUAAAUUCAAUAGUUGCCAAUCAUUUGAUUCAGAAUCUAGAUUUAUUGUAUAACGAUAUCUCCUUUGGUAGUAUCAAACUUUGCUAUCUCACAGGUGAAACUAAGAAACUGUGUGAUCCAAUGUCAAUGGUUUCAAUGAUUCACUUAAUUGAAACCAUUACAUCUUCGGGCGAACCAUUGAAUUCACUAUCAAGCGAUUCCAACUACGAUUCAGAUUUACAAGUUUAUUUCAUUGAUGCAGUAGCACCAACUCUAUCCAAUCUUUACAGUGGUAUGGUUAUUGCGAAUCUACGUGGUCAACUCUGUGAUGUUUCAUUUACAACCUUACCAAAGUCCAAUGUCAUUGAAAUCAUCGAUUCCAUUUGUUUAAUUAGCGGUCCAAUCAUUCAAAGUGUAUCCAUUUCCAGUGGUCCAACCUCUGGAAACUAUCCAAUGGAUAUUCAAGGAUACCAUUUCACCAGUGGAAUGAUUGCAAGUGUUGGUAGUAAUAAUUGUAUUCAAUCAACAUUCAUUGAUUCCACCAAGAUCCAAUGUAUGGUUCCAUCUGGAUAUGGAAAUAAUCAACCAAUAACCCUUUACAAUCCAUCCAACGAUCAAUUUGAUUCACAAACACUUUCAUUCUCUUUUACCUAUAAUUUACCAGUUAUUCAUUCUGUUACACCAUUCAUUUUACCAUCGAGUGGUACUAUUCUAACUAUUAACGGAGAAAACUUUGGAAAUACAAAAUCAUUGAUAAAUCUUAAAGCUAAAGGUAUUUCUGAUAGUUUAACUAUUUUAUCUUUAAGUGAUUUAAUGAUAACUUGUCAAAUUCCAAGUGGUUCCGGUGCUGGUUUCUUCAUUUCUCUGGCAAUCAACAGAUAUAAUGUUCCUUCACUGAAUGGAAAUGGAUUGGGUUUAAAUAUGGUAUCCUAUCAAAAUCCAAUAAUAAACUCAUUCACCCCUGUCAUUGGAAAAGUUUUCGAUAUCCUAAGAAUCGAAGGUUCUUCAUUCGGUCAGGAUCUCUACAGAUCUAAAGUGUUCAUAGGUUUCAAAGAAUGUCCGAUUCUCUCGUUGUCCGAAAGCAUCAUCAACUGUCGUAUUCCAUAUGGUAUCUCCAAUGAAUUGAUAACCGUCCAAAUAGCAAGACAUAAACCGAUAUUCUCAAACAAAUACUUCCAGUACCAAUCGUCGGCAAUCACCUCACAGGCAUCACAAAUCUCCACUAGAGGUGGACUAAUUCAAUUCCAUGGUGAUUCAUUUGGAAGUAGUCUCAACGAUAUUGCCUCCACCAAAUUCGAUUCACAGCCUGUCGAUUGUGUUCCAUUCAAUUUGUUUAUUGAAUGUCAAAUUCCAGAGGGUAUCAAGAAUAAUCUUGAAUUUGAAAUAGCAACCAAUAUCUAUGAUAACACAACCAUUGUCAAUGUUUAUUUGCCUCCGGUAAUCGAAUCGAUGGCAUUCUCUUUCCAGACCAAUAAUAUUAUCAUUUUCGGAAAGAAUUUCAUUCCAAAUCAAAUCCCAUAUGAUAUCUCAACUUCGUAUAUCGAAUUCCUAGAUCAACAAUCUCAACCAAUCAGAUUUAACCAGACAUUUAUCGAUGAGAAUCAGAUUUCUGUCGGUCUAAAUGUAUUAGAAUUACAUUUAAUAUCAGUACAAGUAGUUGUUGAGGGAAGAGCAUCGAAUUUGAUGAACCUUCAAUUCGACUUUAACACAUUCAUUGAAAUAUACCAAGAUAACAACAUGGAUGGUCUACAGCAACAAGAUGAACCAACAGUAUCAGGAACCGUAUUGCUAUCGGGCAUUUCAAAUCCAUACGAUAUCACGCCAACUUCCGGUACCUUUACAAUUCCAGCUGGUUCCUACUUGAUGAGCAUUCAAGUAACACCGGAUCUUGUUCUCCCAUUGAAUAACUAUAAUAUAGAAAUAUCAGCAACCGACGUCAAUGUUAUCAAAAUCCCUGUUUGGUCAAAGAAGAACUGUGUUCAAUCCUAUCCAUCCACCAACGGACAGACCAUCGUCACUCUCCAACAAGGAACAACCAAUCUUUGGGUAUAUGAUAUCUGUGUAAACACUCUAGAUUGUAAAUAUCCAGUUACUUCACUCUCACCUCAGCCAAGUCAAUGUGUUGCCACUUCACUCAGCAAUAUUGCAAUUAUUGAAAUAGGUUCUCCAAUAACACUUUUAUUCUAUUUCGACAAUAAUCUAAAUGGUGUUAAAGACGCCAGCGAAGAUGAGCCCACUCCAGGUACAAUCACCAUUCUAUAUAGCACCAAGAAUGGCAGACAACUUAGCACAGUCGCUCAAACCAAUCCAGUACAAUUCCUUUCUUACAAAGGUGCAGUUACAGUGUCUCUAGUGUUCUCCAACCCAAACGUCUACUCAAUAUUAAACAAAAAGGUGUAUUACAUAUCCGAUCCACUAUCAGAUACCUAUGGAUUAUAUAGAUGGAGCUACGAUUCUAUAAAACCAGUUAUUCUCUAUAAUUCAUAUGGAGUAGAACUGUCGUUACCAAUUGGAAAGUAUAAUUUAUCGACUCUUUCCAAUAUGGGAUUUGUAGGAACAAAGAAUCAUUAUGGUAGUGGAAUAAUCAAUUCACUAAAUACAUUUACCACUGAUAUCAGAGUCACAUUCACCAAAACCGAACUCUCUACUCCAGUACUCCAAUUAAGUGCACCAACUAGAACCAAUAUCAAUCAAAUGUCACUUGUUUUGAUUGAAGUUUCUUAUAUUCCACUGUUUAGCGCAUUCAAUGGUGUCGAACCAAGUGGUCAACAGAUACAAUUCUUCUCACCAUACAUCUCGGCUGUUCCCAACUUUUUCUAUGGUGGUCCUUCAUAUACCAACCCAUUGAAUUGUAACGCAUCGCUAACAGAUCAAACAUUGGUAACCUGUACUGUUCCUGCAGGAAGUGGUUCUGUACCAUUGUCAAUGAUGAUGAACCAAAUGAGACUUUUUGCUUUUAAGGAGUAUAAAAUGGUUUAUUCUGUAAUAUUGGUAAGAGGUGUAGUUUUUGAAGAUUUGAAUGGAAACAACAUUAGAGAUUCCGGUGAAAUUAUACUUUCAAAUGUUAAAGUUGUACUUGGACUUACAACCACCGCAACUACCAAUGCAAUGGGAUCAUAUACAUUUUCAGGUCUAUAUUCAGGAUCGUUUGUCUUAUCUGUUCCACCAAGCUCAACACAUUAUCUAUUGAAACCAAUCAGUGUUAAUCUAUCACCUUCAACACCAGGUUUAAUUCAACAUAUUGGAUUAACAAAAAAAAAUUUAGAUAAUAUAAAUAACGAUGCUUCUCUUAUUGAACUAAAACAAUCGGUCGUCACUAUUACUAUUUAUCUAGAUGACCAACAAACUUAUUCAACAAUUACCAAGACAGGAUCAACAAGUUAUACAAUCGAUAUCACGCCAAUGGUUACUUUUCAAUUUUCAUCGGUUGGAAAUAUCCGGCCUGUAAUUAACAAUCCAACGAUGCUCUCUGCCACACAGCCACAAUUCUAUUGGCCAUACUACCAAUAUUUGAAUGGUGCACCCUCGCAGAUAUUCUAUGAUCAACCAACUUAUUCUGGAGCGACACUUGAACUCCCAGUCGGUGUUUACAAUAGCAACUACUUGGCCGGUCUGCCUAUUUCGUGGAGCAACAGUGUGAAAUCAUUUACAACCGCACCAAAUAUGGUUGUUGUUCUAUUAACUUCGGUCACAAGAUUUGAAGCAAGAGACAAUCAAGCCGUUGUAGUUGCAAUCAAUCCAACACAAAUCGAAAUUCUAGCUGAUAAUCUUUUGGUGGAUAACCUAAUUGUUCCAACAAUCGGCGGCUCUUUCUUUAUUAACAAUUGGUCCAGUAAAACACCUCAGGCUUCUUCACCAUGUGGAGGUUCAUCGGCUUGUACAUUGCUCCCAGAUGGAUCGAAAUACCAAUGUCCGGUCAUUGCAGGCAUCACAAAAUGUUCAAUCACAAUCAAGUUUGAUAAUUUUGUAGUUUCUGAACCAUACACAUUGAGUCGUGCCGCUGCUUCAGCUACAGGAUUUGUUCUUCAACCAUCUCGACUACCAGCAAACGAACUUAUCAUCAACGGACAAAAUUUCCCACCAGCAAAUAUUGCCUUAGGAUACUCUAAAAUUCUGGUCGAUGGUAAUCCAUGUCAACUUGUAUCUUUUAUCAAUGAAACUAGAGCAUCUUGUUUAGCAGCUGCAAUUACACCGCUCACCGAUGAUGGUGUUCUUACUUUUAUUAUUGGAAAUCUUCCACCAUCAUAUUAUAAUUUCCAAUACAAGUCUUCUAAAUGUAAUGGAGCAACAAUUAAAGCAGGAACUCAAACUAAAAACUAUGCCAUCGGUGCUAAUCUAACACCAGCCUUUGCCUACAAUGAGAUUAAUUGUUCGUGGUUCUGCUACUGUACAUCGACCUCCAAUCCUGUAAAUGCUAUUUGGACAGUUGGAAUCAAUUCAAUGGUAUAUAGCAAGACACAGACAUUUACAAAAGAUAAACUAAAAUUCUCUGUUCAAUAUGCUAAAUGUAAUGGUUUAACAAUCUCUGACGAUACAAAUUCAGAUGUUACUUUGAUCAAAGGUGAUUAUACCUUUGCAGCAAAUAUAAAAUUGAAAUCCAUUGUCAAACCACAGAUUGGAUGUAAAGUUUUAAUGUCACUUGAUGCCACAACAAAUAUCACAGUUGUUUCAUCAUUCGACCCAGCCAAUUUCCCCAACUACCCAAGAUGGUCCACCAAUUACUUGAGCAAGGCAGUUAUCGCAGACUAUCCAGAUCUUCGUGGAACUCCACUUUCCAGUGACGGACAAUAUGUUUCCUCUCCACCACUUUUAAAUCUUUCUGUUGGUAAUGUUAAAUCUCUUUAA